Pneumocystis jirovecii RU7 is the source of this 1608-nucleotide messenger RNA. Its product is annotated as protein kinase RIO1. Gene Ontology annotation, cellular component: preribosome, small subunit precursor; cytosol. Gene Ontology annotation, molecular function: protein serine/threonine kinase activity; ATP binding. The transcript has 7 exons. Gene Ontology annotation, biological process: maturation of SSU-rRNA. The record is from RefSeq and is a predicted model, not a curated record. The coding region runs from base 1 to 1608 and encodes 535 amino acids. Lineage: Eukaryota; Fungi; Ascomycota; Pneumocystomycetes; Pneumocystales; Pneumocystaceae.
AUGAUGAAUUCUUAUAAAAAAGAUAAAAAAGCUAUAAAUUGUCAUCAGAAUGUUGAAUCAUCUGAAAUUCCUCGAAAACUAACUGGGAGUUCUGAAGAUGAUACAGAAAGUAAAGAGUAUAUUCCAGAAAGCUCUGAAUAUGAUACAGAAUAUAAUGAGAGUGAUUUGAAUGGCGAAGAUUGGGUAGAAAUUGCAAGAAAUAAGGAUUUCACAAAACAAUAUAACCGCCAUAGAAAUAUUUCAGAAAUCUCAAAGAAUACAACUGAAGGUUUUAAAAUGCUGCCUCGUAUGAAUGUGCAUGCAGCAGAAUCAAAUUCGAAAAGAACAGUUAAUUUUGAAACGGCUGAUGUUUUGAACAAAUAUAUGAACCGCUUAAAUCUUGAAAGCUAUAUUCCAUUAAAUGAAAAAACAAAGAUAUCAAAAGAUAAAGCAGAUAGAGCAACUACUGAAAAUGUUUUAGAUUUGAGGACUCGAAUUAUUCUUUUUAGGUUAAUCAAUAAAGGAUUUAUAUAUAAAAUAAAUGGUUGCAUUAGUACAGGAAAAGAAGCAAAUGUUUAUCAUGCAGUUACAGAAAAAGGAGAACAAAGAGCGAUUAAAGUCUAUAAAACAUCUAUUUUAGUUUUUAAAAAUAGGGACCGUUAUGUGUCUGGUGAAUUUAGAUUUCAAUGUAAUUAUAGUAAACAUAAUCCAAGAAAAAAAGUUAAACUUUGGGCGGAAAAAGAAAUGCGAAAUUUAAAAAGACUGUAUCAAGCAGGAAUUCCUUGUCCUGAGCCACUACACCUUCGUAUUCAUGUUCUUGUUAUGAGUUUCCUUGGAGAAGAUGGAUGGCCAUAUCCUCGCCUUAAAGAUGUAGUUAUAUCAAAAAGUAAAUAUGCAGAUUUAUAUUUGCAAUUGUUAUGUUAUAUCAGAAUUAUAUAUCAAGUUUGUCACUUAGUACAUGCCGAUCUUUCAGAAUAUAAUAUUUUGUAUCAUUCAAAAACGCUAUAUAUUAUUGAUGUAUCUCAGUCUGUUGAGCAUAAUCAUCCAAGGAGUUUAGAGUUUUUAAGGAUGGAUAUUUCUAAUGUUAAUAGUUUUUUUCGAAAAAAUGGUGUAAUUUGUUUAAAUCAGAGAGUUAUAUUUGAUUUUGUUAUAUCUGACUCUGGAGGAAUAACAAAAGAAGAAAUUCAAGAAACAUUAUUUCAAAUGCAGAAUUCAAUAGAAUGUCAAGAACCAGAAGAUUUUAAGGAAGAUAUCGUAUUUAAAUAUUCGUAUAUCCCUCAGACGCUUGAGCAAGUUCGCAAUAUAGAAGAAGACUUAGAAUUAAUUAAUAAAACACAAGGAGAUACUCUUACAUACAAAAGAUUAAUUAAUAUUCCUUCUGAAUCUAAAACAGAUACUAAUACGGAAUCGGAUUCUUCUGAUAAAACAGAUUCAGUAUCAGACGAUGAAUUUACUAAUGAUAAAUCUGAAUCCAAUUUAUCAAAAUUAAAAAAAUUCGAAGAUAAAACUGUAAAAAAAGAACGUAAAAUUCAAAUUAAAGAAUUAAAUAAAAAACGUAGAAUAUAUAAAAUGCAUAAAGCAGAAAAGAAAAGAAAAAUUAAAGCAUCUAAAAAAGGAAAAAACAAGUAA